Molecule: messenger RNA, 855 nt
Organism: Caenorhabditis briggsae
Lineage: Eukaryota; Metazoa; Nematoda; Chromadorea; Rhabditida; Rhabditidae
Exons: 4
Coding region: 1-855 (284 amino acids)
Biological process (GO): signal transduction; peptidyl-serine phosphorylation
Cellular component (GO): cytoplasm; nucleus
Molecular function (GO): ATP binding; protein serine/threonine kinase activity
Source: RefSeq, a predicted model, not a curated record
AUGACUCUCCGUGAAAAAUUGGAAAGAUCUCGUCCCGGUAAAAGUAAAGAGCAGAAAACCAAAAAAAAGAAGGGUCGCAAAAUCAUGAGUCCUGAUGACGUCAUCAAGAAUGGACCAUUCAGUUGGAAGGUUGUCACUCUUCUGGGAAGUGGUGGAUUUGGUGACGUUUAUAAAGUGUUUGAUGAAAGGAAUAAGGCAAAGCAAUACGCGUUGAAAACCGAAAGUGAGGACGGCAAAAAAGUGAUGCUUCGGUUGAAAGUCGAAGUUCGAGUUAUGAUGGCGAUUUUGGAAGCGAGGAAGACAAAUCCACAGGGGUAUAAACAUUUCGUGGAGUUUGUGGAUCGUGGGAAAAGUGAAGAUUUGGGAUGCAAAUUUGUGGUGAUGAGUCUCGUCGGACCGUCGUUGGAUGAUUGUCGGAGGAAGUAUGGAGUGUGUCUGAAUGAUCGAAGUACACCCUAUAUCAUUGCGAUACAGAGUUUGGAGGCUGUCCGUGAUCUUCACGCCCUUGGCUACCUCCACCGUGACAUCAAACCAGCUAACUUCGCCGUUGGUCUCGGCCCCACAGAACCCACAGUCUUCAUGCUAGACUUUGGGAUCUGUCGAACGAAAGAAGCCUAUCGAGGAGUGCCACGUAACAUGAAAACAAUUGUCUCCUAUGUGGACACAUUAAGUUUUCAAUCCGCACCAGAUUAUCCGUUCAUGAUCAACUUCCUUUUCACAAUGUCUAGUCAGGCUGGCUUCCCGAUCAACAAUAUCAAUACUGGAGCUUGGGUUGGGAAUCUGAAAAAUAAAAAAGACUCGGGACGGAAUGGAACGAGGUCGGAUAAGCUGUCAGGCUCGUCGGAUGGGGAUUGA